AUGUAUUCAUCACACAAAGAAAGGCUUGUCUUCAACAAGGAUCAUACAGGUAUCAUAACCUUCUCCGAAGAAAAUGAAGAAGAUUCCUCUCUUGAAAUUAAUCAAGAUCAUCUAAUUUCCAAUGUUAUGAAAGAGGAAGAAGAAACACAGUUGAAAUCAAAAUUAAAUCCUCAAAAUCCUCCAGUGCCACCCCCACGAAAUCGUUCUCGCAUCAAAUCACCAACAAAAUCAUUGGACAAUGUCCUAGGAAGGCUAUUUGAACAAAUCAAAGAGAAGGAUGCUCAAAAUCCAGCCUUGCACUAUCCGCAAGCCGUAAAACUAAACAAGAUCCUGUAUUAUACCAUCGGAGGAAUAAUUUUCACCUUGCUAUUUUCAUGGCUUGAAUAUUCUCAAACAGUCUUACUCAUUACUCCUUUAAUAAUUUUUGUGGCAAUUGGAAAGAUUAAUUUGUAUCCGAGCGAUUAUUUGUAUAGUCCUAAAUAUUCAAUAACCUUUCAUCAAUUAAGAGAAUCAAUUCGAUUCUAUAAUAGAAUUAUUACUAAAGAAUUAUCUAAAAAGAAAAGAAAUAGGGUUCUUGCUUUGGUAGAUCCAACUGAUGUGCAGUUAAUACCUCUUGUUUUUGCUUUAAUUCAAAGUGGGCAAGAAGUGAUUGUUUUAAAUCCAAAGGAAUGUGGAUUGAAUAGCUUUUUGAAUGGAUUCCAAAACUUGACAUCGAUGCUGUUCUAG
Molecule: messenger RNA, 726 nt
Organism: Naegleria fowleri
Lineage: Eukaryota; Heterolobosea; Eutetramitea; Acrasida; Naegleriidae
Exons: 1
Coding region: 1-726 (241 amino acids)
Source: RefSeq, a predicted model, not a curated record